Thunnus maccoyii (southern bluefin tuna) is the source of this 4676-nucleotide messenger RNA. RefSeq names its product protein tyrosine phosphatase receptor type C (gene ptprc). NCBI's taxonomy places the organism in Eukaryota, Metazoa, Chordata, Actinopteri, Scombriformes, Scombridae. The record is from RefSeq and is a predicted model, not a curated record. The transcript is spliced from 32 exons. Gene Ontology annotation, biological process: positive regulation of peptidyl-tyrosine phosphorylation; negative regulation of protein kinase activity; protein dephosphorylation. The coding region runs from base 151 to 4152 and encodes 1333 amino acids. Gene Ontology annotation, molecular function: protein tyrosine phosphatase activity; protein binding.
UUGGUGUGACAUCACUCCCUCUCGCUUGACUUGAAACCUAGAGGCGAGGUUUAGGGUUUGGGGAACAAGUCCAGGAAGCUGCGUCAACUGAUAAGACAGAAAACGACUAGACUGUAUGGUGUGUGGCCGCACACACCCUAACUCCUGGACAUGGCCCGUCUCUGCGGUCCCAAGAUCCUCCUGCUCUGGACUGGGAUCAUCGGUUUAGCCUACUGUCAAGAUCCAGCAGAUGUUGGUCAAACCACCUCACCUGCACGCACUACCGCAAAUUUGAACUCAUCUUCAGUAGUCAGCCCAACUUUCACCUCCUCAACUCCACGCACCACGGCAACUCCUGCCGUGGCUUCAGACACGCCUGCAACUGCCAACACAUCUUCAGUCACCUUGUCACCCCUUUCCUCAAACACUUCAAUUCAGACCAUUCCAACUAAUGCAUCUGAUGCCAUUACCACUCCUGCAAUCACCUCAAAAGAGACCACACCCACAACCACUUCCACCACCAACCAAACAGUCACUCAGGCACUCGGCAAUCUAACUCCGACCUCACCUCCAACCACCCAGUCCAACACCACAGUGACUCCUACCACCAAAGGCCCUACACCUCCUCCACCUCCCCAGUGUUCUUACACUGUUACACCUAUCAAGUUUGGCUUCCAGAUCAACUUCAUAAACUCUCCCCCUGGCAACUACACCGUGAAUGUUAAAGAAGAAGUCAAAAAUGAGACUGGCAUGAAAUACACUGUUCAGAUCUCCGAUCCGAAAGUACCACAUCAUAUCACACACCUGAAGCCCUGUACUAACUACAAGCAUAAUGUGACAUUUGACCAUGCUGGCAAAGAAAUAGUCUGUAAGCACAGUGAUAAUAAAACUACAGUGACGACAAUGGAAAUGACUGAAAGUGACAUUAAACUUGACAACUGCACCCCUGGAUAUCUUUGUUACAAGAGUGACUGGAACAUCAGCUCUGUGCAAAUAACAGCAAAUAAUAUUGAAGCUGUGCAAUGCCCAAGUGACAAUAAAACUUUCUGUAUCAAACCUGGUUAUGAUGACAUUUGCACAAAUUUGACGACAACCUUCACUCAAGCAAAGUGUGUGAACUUUAGUCUCACUCAACACAUCAGUGCUGAUAAAUUUUUAAAUUCAAGUGAAAUAAAUGUGACUCCUCCCACUGAACUUCCUGCAAAAAUAGAAGCAAAUUUACCUCCAAACUGCAUCGAUCUCACCAUUGAUUACAUCUGUUCUGAUUCUUACAAUAAUCCCAAGAAUGUGUCUGAGCUGGAGCCUUUCACAGACUACACCUGUACUGGUCAGAUCAAGGAAAAUGAUGCCAUCAUAAAAAACACAUCUGCUAUCCAUGUCAGGAUUAACUGUGAUCUUAAUAUAACAACACAAAACAGCUCAACCGAUACCUCCAUUGACUUGAACUGGACAACAACCAGUCAGAACUGUCCAAAGGUCCCCGAACUUGAUGGGCUUUCAUAUGACUGCAGUUGUCAACUUGCCAAUUCAAAACAGAAACAGGGUCAGAAACCUGAAAAAUUUAACAAACAGAGACCUGGAGGCACAUGUCAUUUUUCUGGACUGAAACCAUUCACCGAUUACAUCUGUGAAGUCCAACCCACCUACAACAACAAGCAGGUUGCUGAACCAGCUGAAGUUACAGAGAAAACUAAGGCUGGAGUACCAGGCGAUUUUUUCAAGUUUGACAUACGUGUUCCAGAGCAUAAUAAGAUUGAAGUAAUCUGUCGUGUGAAAUUCUUCCAUGGGCCUAAGGAGCUAUACAAUGCAACUCUUAGAUAUAAUGGUGUCAUUCAGAAGACGAGGCUACCAAAAACGGACUGUAAUUUUUCAUUCGAAGAUCUAAGCUACUUAACGACCUACGACGUGGAGGUGGUUGCUUUCAACGGAUACCACAGUAACACCAAGACGGAACGUGUUGACACUCGCUACAAUGACAAAGCUCUCAUUGGCUUUCUGGUCUUCCUCAUCAUCCUCACGUCUGUGGCCCUUCUCGUGGUCGUCUACAAGAUCUUCAUUCUGAAACGCAGAAAGUCUCACGACAUGGGUGAAAACAUGAUGCUUAUUUCGACAACAAAUGAUGAGGAGAACCUGCUGCCUGUCGAACCAAUCGCAGCGGACGCCUUGCUGGAAGCUUACAAGAGGAAACUUGCUGAUGAAGGAAGACUUUUUCUGGCUGAGUUCCAGAGCAUCCCCCGAAUUUUCUCAAGGUACACCGUGAAAGAGGCCAAAAAGGCCUGCAACACCCCCAAGAACCGCUACGUGGACAUCCUACCAUAUGAUUAUAACCGUGUCCAGCUGACCACAGGAAAUGGAGAGACAGGAUGUGACUACAUCAACGCCAGCUUCAUUGAUGGAUACAAGGAAUCCAAGAAGUACAUUGCAGCUCAAGGGCCGAAGGAAGAGACUGUGGGUGACUUCUGGAGGAUGAUCUGGGAGCAGCAGUCCUCUAUCAUUGUCAUGGUAACACGCUGUGAAGAGGGAAACAGGGUCAAGUGUGCGCAGUACUGGCCAUCUCCAGACCGAGAGACGGAGAUCUUUGAUGAGUUUAUCGUGAAGCUGAACUCAGAGGACCAAUGCCCCGAUUACACCAUCCGCCACCUCAGCCUAACUAAUAAGAGAGAUAAGAAUUCAGAGAGGGAGGUCACCCACAUCCAGUUCAUGAGUUGGCCAGACCAUGGCGUCCCAGGGGAGCCCCACCUUCUCCUGAAACUGAGGCGUCGAGUCAACGCUUUUAAAAACUUCUUCAGUGGCCCAAUUGUCGUCCACUGCAGUGCUGGAGUGGGCAGGACUGGCACCUACAUUUGCAUUGAUGCCAUGAUGGAGGGUCUGGAGGCAGAGAACAGAGUGGACAUCUACGGAUAUGUAGUCAGACUCCGCAGACAGAGAUGUCUUAUGGUUCAAGUCGAGGCCCAGUACAUCCUGAUUCACCAGGCACUGCUGGAAUACAACCAGUUUGGAGAGACUGAGAUCCCCCUGUCUGAGCUCCACAGCGCAUUGAGCACGCUCAAACAGAAAAGCAACGGCAAUGAACCCACCUUGUUGGAGGAUGAGUUUGAAAGACUGCCCAACUAUAAAACCUGGAGGACAUUCAACACAGGGAUCACAGAAGAAAACAAGAAGAAGAAUCGCUCCUCAUCUGUUGUCCCAUACGACUACAACCGAGUGUUGCUGAAGCUGGAUGAAGGACACAGUCGUGAUAGUGAUCACGAUGAAGAUGAAGAGGAAGAGUCAUCGGAUGAAGAGGAUGAGGAGUCCACAAAAUACAUCAAUGCAUCCCACAUUGACGGUUACUGGGGCCCGCGCACCCUCAUCACAGCACAGACUCCACUCCCAGAUACCAUCCCUGACUUCUGGACUAUGGUUCACCAGAAGAAAGCAUCCACUAUUGUCAUGCUCUCAGACGGCAGUGAGGGUGAUGAGGACUCUGUCUACUGGGAUAAAGAGAAGAAAACAUUUGGGGAAAUUGAGGUAGAGGUGACAAGCACAGAAGCCUCCCCAACUGUUAUCAGACGCAACAUGCAGAUCCGUCACGUCAAGAGGAAAGAGAGUCGGUCGGUGAAACAGUUCCAGUUCCUGAAGUGGGUGAACACAGAGCUGCCAGAGAAACCUCAAGAUCUGACAGACAUGAUCAAGGACAUCAAGCACAGCUGUGGCAGCAGUAAAUCACAGGGAAGAGUGCCCAUUUUGGUCCACUGCAAUGACGGCUCAUCCCGUUCAGGGAUUUUCUGUGCUCUGUGGAACCUGCUGGACAGCGCUGAGACCGAGAAGCUAGUGGAUGUUUUCCAAGUGGUCAAAACCAUACGCAAGGAGAGACAGGGCUGUAUCCCCAGCUUGGACCAGUACCAGUUCUUGUAUGAUGCCCUGGAGGGGGUCUACCCUGUCCAGAAUGGGGAGGUGAAAGCAGCGCAGGCCCCUGCAGCCGACUCGGUCCAGAUUGUAAAUGAAACCAAAGCAGCAGAGCAGCCUGAGCAGUUAGCCAGCACUACCAGCAACGACCAGCAGGGGGCAGCAGAGAGCGCUCCUCUGGUGGCUGAUGGAGGGAAGGAGGAGGACAAAGUGUCCAGCAGCCCCACAGAGACAACGCCACUGGAGGACACCAGCAACGGCACCACUGUCACUUCGGAUGUCUGAGAGGAGGAGCAGGUUUUUGCAACUUGUCUGGGAAUGAUCGCUUUGGUUUAAUACUUUCCUUUGAUUACUUUAUGAAUGUAUAAAUGUAAAGCUUUAACACAGUGUGGUUUUCUUUGAGAUUUGUUAAAGAAUUUGAUCAAAUGUUGUAAUGUCGAUCUCCAAAAAAAUAUGAUUUAAGUUAUAAAUAUUUUUAGUGAGAAAUGUUUCAGGAUGCAAAUAGUUUUUUCUUUUAGCUAAGUUUACCUAAAAUGCUGUUUUCAAACUAGGAUUCCUUUGAUUUAUAGUGAGAGACAUCUACAUGAAAACUAAAUUUUAAAUAUAGAUAGAAGUUGUUAUUUACAUUCCACUAUUACAUUGCAUUUUAAGUUUGAAUUAGUUUAUCCAUUAAUAUCCUUGCUAAAAUAAUGGAUGCUAUAGUCUACAUUUAUAUAUCUGAUAUAUCCGAUUUUGAGUUCAUAACAUGUAAUGUGACACUGUCCGAUUUUAUUAAAUAAGACUUAUGAGGAGAGUCUUAUCUCUGCAGA